AUGGGAGGCGCCACCUCCACCCUCGCUGAGCCCAUGGCAAAGCGCAUUACCAUGCACCUCCGCGUGACAAGCCUCACCGACGUUGCCGACGGCACCCCUCCAACCCUGUCAUCAAUUGCAGAGAACAUUCAGCUGCACAUGAACCUCGUCGAAAACCUGAUUUCCUCUCAUAAUGAGAAGGGCAAGGAGGGCAAUGCGUCGAGAAUUCUUGGAAUUCACGAUCCGGACUUUGAGCCACGCCUGCACCGCAAGUUUGCGGGCUACCAUUCUUGGCUGCGUUUGAUGAACUGGAUUUUGGAGAUCGGAGACAAUGAAGAUGAGGACGGGAAUAGCGUAGACUCCUCUGUCAUCUUCGUGUCCGAGAUCAACUAUGAGACGUUCGGAUACGGAACCUGGACCGAGGACAGGAAUACAUAUGCGAAUAUGCUCAAUGUCCCCAUCACCCUCCCGGACGGUCCACGAACUGAAGAGGAGGCUGAAGCACUGGUAUCGCGAAUGGCGGAACAUUAUAAUACUGAAUCGAGUAAAGAGAACGAUCCAGAUAACACUCACAUGGACGAUGAAGAUGGAAUCUCAGAAGCAAGCACCAUAAUCGGAGAGGAUUCGGAAUAUUCGCCAAAUGGCCACUGGCGCGCUCCGACUCCUCACGAACGCGUUAUCCUGCGUCGCUAUUUCUACAAUCUCGAGGGACAAAUGGUUCUUCUCCUCUCUCAUGUUGUGGUGAUUGCAAGUGGUGAGGGCGACAGCAACGUUGCGAACACAAUUGUAGCGCGAAUGAACAAUGUUAUCGAGGCCAUUGAGGACCUAUGGAACUUUGCAGACUGCUUACGGAAUGAGACCGAAGUUGUCUUGAAGGUUGGCAGAGAUGCAGGUGCUGUCAAGGACAAGGAGAAUCGGGAGCCAGAGCCGGAGGCAGAUUUUACUAUUUUGGACGAUGGUGACGAGCCCGAAGCAUCGCAGAACCUUGCUGAAGACCAUGGUAGGGCCCUGCAGGACAUCACUCCUAAGCGUGCCAUACCUCCCAAGGGUCGGGGUAUUCUAAAGACUCUCUGCAGCAAGGGCAAGCGCGUGUUGUACCGCGUGCGCUUCGAUGAGCAAGAUCUGAAAACCCGGGUUUCAAGCAAGCGUCAAGCUGGGAAGCGUCGCGUGGAACAUCCUGAUGCUGACGAAGAUUCGGAAAACCAGAGAGCCAACAAGCGUCAGGCUGUGACGCCUAAUGUUCCAGUUGAUGGGGAAGAUCUCGAAGACCGCCAGAUCAAGAUCGAGAAUGAAGAUGAUGAGCAGACCCAAGGUGCCAUCGAACAGUCGGAUGACAGUAUUUGGAUCAGGUUUGAGCAGAUCAUUCGUAGUGAUGCAAAACCUUGGAGGACGAUACUGGACUUCCAACAAGACGCUCCUUCCGAAGCAGCUGCCCUGGACGAUGCUCAUGCCGAGGAAGUCGCGACUGUGGACGCAUAUACCGAGGAAGGGACUCGUUCUGACGAACUUGCUGCAGAAGUAGAGUUUGGCGAUGAGGCCGACGAAACCUCGAAUGCAAAUGUCACAUAUGUCCAAGUAGCGGGCGAGGACGAAGAACAAACGACCGAACAGAAUCUGGCGUUUCAAGGUGAUGCUUUUAUUGAAUGGCUUGCUUGGGCGAAAGAUGAGCACACGGAGUCGGUUCCCCAGACUGAGGAAUUGCCGAUCCAGGAACAUUCUCAUUCUCAAGAGGAUGUCCAUGUGGAGGAGCUCAUAAGUCAACCAAAUGCUCAUGCUGAAGAGGCCACUUCCUUUGCUGAGCCCAAAACUAACACGGACAUCAUUGGCAACUUAGAGAGCAACAGCAAUGGUAAUGAGAAUGUCACUGGUGCCGACCUGGAUGCCAACAGCGACAAGAUCAUGGCUGACGCUCUGUCUGAACUUCUGGCGGAGGUCGCAACGAACCACAAUGCCACCACCAACAACCGCUUGACUGGUGAUGCUAGUAGCAAUGUCGAAGCAGAUGCUGGAGUAGUAGGUCAGAAUAUCAAAGACACAGCAAAUCCCACCAGCAAAGGCACUGGAGAGAAUGAAAACAUGCUUAGCAAAGUGAAUGUUCACACCCAGCAAUUUACAGGUGAAGGCUCCCUCAUCAACAGUUGCGAUGCGGAUACCAACGUGUUUGGCAAUGAAAACGUUGAUGCACAGUUAACUACAGCUCUUGAGGCUAUUCCUACCACUAGUGACAGUACUGGAGAAGCUGAAAGUGAACAUACUGAAACCAAUGUUAAUGCUCAGAAGCCAGGCACACAUGAAGCCUCUACCAGCAGCCAGGAUGCAGCAACAAACUCGGAUGGCAAUGGGAAUACUAAUUCGCAAUUGACCAAAACACUUGACUCCAUUCUUACCACCAGCAACAGCACUGGGGAAGGUGAAAGCGCUCACCCUGGAACCAAUAUUCAUCCUCAGCAAUCCGCAGCUGACAAAGUCCCUACGGAGCAUCAAAAUGCAAACAGCACCUUGAAUGGGAAUGAGAAUAUCAACGAGCAAUUGAGAUCAAUCCUUGAUGACUUUUUCGCUACCAACAACGUCCCAACACGAAGCAGCCCAACGACAGACAGCAGCACAAUCAUUGAAGCAGAUUAUCAUGAUUCAGACGUUGAGAUGGUGGAUGCCUUUAGCCUUGCUGACACUGAAGACGCAACGGAGGAUAUUACUAUGCAUGACGUUGAAGUUGCAAGUGUCAAUGGCCCUGCCACUCCCAACUCCAUUGACAAUGAAGGGCAGGAAACCUCGGGCAUUGAAGCAGGUGUUUCUACCCAGGCGACUGGAGCAGAGGAUAACCCCGGCUUGAACAAUGAUGCCAAUCAGGAUGGUGACAUUAAUGAUGAUGCAGCUGCGAUUACUGCUGAUGCCACCAAUGUCCCAAACGUCGGGAAUGCUGCUCAGGAAAACAUUGGGAUACGUUCCGAAGCAUCUCCUAUCCAGGAAGAGGGAGAAGCCACAGAGGAGAAUCCCAACUCAGGAUCCUCAACCCCUACCACUGCUUCCGGCGCCACCGCAGAGCAAAGCAUCAUGUCCGAACUCGAAUCCACGCACCGCCUCCUAAACUGGGAACGAACCCGCGAAGCAUUCCCCGAAUACACAAGCGAAGACUUCAUGAACCUCCUGGCGCCCUCAAUCCAGCCGUCGUCCGACAACGACCCCGUCGCCGAGUUCACCACAAUCCUCUCCCAAGGCCUGCUCGGCAUCGCAACCGAAGCAGCGCUCGACACACGCGACCAAGCCGCGAACCCCCCCGCAUUCCCUCCCAGCACAGUCGGGUACGCCCUCAUGAUCCCCGCCGACGAAGGCCCGACGCUGACGCGCUUCGACAACAUCACGCCCGACGCCGACGACGUCGAGUUCCGCGAGUUCCUGAGCAGCACGUAUCCAGCUAUCAACUGGGGCCGGCUGAACACGUUGAACAGUAGCCAGAUGGAGAUUGAGCCUUGGGAGCACUUCAUUGAGUAUGUUGCGCUUGCGGGACCGAUUGCGCCGAAUGAGGCGCCCGAGGUGUUUAAUGCUUAUGUUGCGCGCGUGGUGAAUGCGAGUGUUGACGCUGCGAUCAUGCUGGGGGAUGAUUGGCUUUCGAAUUUGGUGAUGCCGUAG
Molecule: messenger RNA, 3609 nt
Organism: Aspergillus mulundensis
Lineage: Eukaryota; Fungi; Ascomycota; Eurotiomycetes; Eurotiales; Aspergillaceae
Exons: 1
Coding region: 1-3609 (1202 amino acids)
Source: RefSeq, a predicted model, not a curated record